Molecule: messenger RNA, 2027 nt
Organism: Magallana angulata
Lineage: Eukaryota; Metazoa; Mollusca; Bivalvia; Ostreida; Ostreidae
Product: protein-tyrosine sulfotransferase 2-like
Exons: 2
Coding region: 171-1238 (355 amino acids)
Biological process (GO): peptidyl-tyrosine sulfation
Cellular component (GO): Golgi apparatus
Molecular function (GO): protein-tyrosine sulfotransferase activity
Source: RefSeq, a predicted model, not a curated record
UGAUCCGGUCGGAAUACGGAAACAGUAACCUCAUGAAUAAAAUAUGAGAGUUGUCGCUAUCAAACCGUGGAAAUACAAAACACGUCAUUUUAACUGUUUUCCGCUUAAUUGUUAACACGUGGGAGAGCUGGUGACGUUUUCAGCUAAAUGGUUUGAUAUUACAUGUUGUGAUGCAGGAACUCUUAAACACAAAAUUCUGUGUCCAAAUGCGAGGUUUAACCAAAUAUUCAUCUUUAGUAUUGGUCCUGUGGAUUGGAGCAUUAACACUGUAUAUGGGACUUCAAAGUUAUGGGCUAUCCAAGAUAAACGCCCCAGAGUCACAAGAGUUGACGAAUCAAAACACAUCGCCACUGAUAUUCAUUGGAGGUUUACCCCGUAGUGGAACAACACUAGCAAGAGUAAUGUUAGAUGCGCAUCCAGACGUGAGAUGCGGGGAAGAGACAAGAGUGGUUCCAAGGAUACUAAGAACUAGAAUGGAGUGGACGAGUUCCCAAAAAGAGAGAUCUAGAUUAGCAGAAGCUGGAAUGAGUGAAAAGGUGUUGGAUUCAGCAGUCUCUGCUUUUAUAUCAAAAAUUAUAGAGAACCACGGAGAACCCGCUAGCUGGUUGUGUAACAAAGAUCCAUUCACGAUGAAAUACAGCAUUUACCUCAACAAAUUGUUCCCGAACGCAAAGUUCCUACUGAUGCUAAGAGACGGGCGAGCUGUUGUGAAUUCAAUCAUUACCCGGAGAGUGACAGUCACUGGUUUUGAUUUUAGAGACCCGAAGAAAUGUUUAGAAAGAUGGAACAGUAUUAUUGAAUCAAUGUACGAUCAGUGUCUACAUGUUGGACCGGAUCGUUGUAUGCCGGUGUACUAUGAGCAACUAAGUCUUUAUCCCGAUCUCUGGAUGCACCGAAUAUUAGAGUUCCUGGGAAUACCUUGGAGCAACAACGUGUUACAUCAUCAGGACUUCAUUGGCAAGCCUGGCGGAGCAUCUCUAUCACAGUUAGAGCGGUCAACAGAUCAGGUAAUGAAACCUGUGAAUCUUCAAGCUUUGAGCAAGUGGGUAGGAUUUUAUCCCCGACAUAUAGUGGAAGACAUGCAAAAAAUAGCACCAAUGCUUCGGAGACUGGGCUAUGACCCAAUGGCUAAUCCGCCCCGAUAUGAUCAUCCUGAUCCAAGGAUAGCUGAUAAUACUCUCCAUAUAUAUCAGUAUAAGAAAUAUUGGAGAAACAAAGGAGUAAACAAGAAAGUGUAGAUGUACUGAACGCUGUAUCGUGGGUUCAGGAUAUAGAUUACCUCAACUAUGCAAAUUGAAUUCCAUAUUGGAAUGAUUAUAAAAUCAUAAAAAGUUAUAUCUCAAAAGGGAACUUUUGUACUAAUCAAGAUUCAGGUCUGAUGAUUUAUUCUGACUGAUUAAUUGGGAGAUGAAUAUAAGCUUCAAAAAAGCGAGUUUUGUUAGAAGUCGAAUUGAAUAUCCUUCCAUAUACAGUUUUUAAAAAAUCUCAUGAACAGGAGAAUUCUAACUAAUGAUGUUGAUGUUCUUACAAUCAAGAUGCAUACUGAUUUAAUUUUCAUUUGGAUAUAAUGUUGACCUUUAUUUUUUAUCACUCUAUGAUUGACACAUGUUGAACAAUUGAAAAUGUCACUUUAAAAUGCCACCAAUAAUAUUCAUUUUAGAAGGCAUUUGCAUUUAAAAUACAUCAAAUAAAUUCAGAUGCAACGCAUUUUCAGUUCUAAACAAAUCAUCAUAGAUCACUUCAUCAUUUAUAUGUAGUGCAUUAUAAAGCCACAAUGAUUUUUGAGUUCUCAUAUUGGGAACCGUUCAUAUAUUUUUUACAAUUUUAUUAUUAAAUCACGUCCAUUGUUUGAUAAAUUAUUGGACCAAGCGGGUUAUUUCAUCGGAUACUUGCAUUUUAUCGAAUUCUAUGGUUUUUCAUAUUGAAAAAAGAGUCGAUGUUGUAGAUUUGGUUUUAUUUCAAUGAAAUAAAUGCCUUAUUUUUCGCUGUGAUUUUUUGUGUGUGUCAGAUAGACGAAACAUUAAAAC